AAAUGUUCCUUAACCGCCUGAUGAGGACGACCUGCCUGGGCGGCGACAGGGAGAGCAGUCGGGACGACAUGCUGCACAAGGAGCCGGUGCUGCUGAACGUGUACGACCUGGUCACCAUCAACAACUACACGAUUGCGCUGGGCGUGGGCUUCUUCCACUCGGGAGUCCAGCUGUACGGGCGGGAGUACGGAUUUGGGGGGCACGAGUUCCCGAUAUCCGGCAUCUUCGAGAUCGAGCCCUGCAAUGCCCAGGAGGAGCUGGGCGAGAACUUCCGCUACCGGGAGAGCAUUCUGCUGGGCUACACGCACUUCAGCUGCGCGGACGUGGGGCGCAUCAUCGACCAGCUGGGCCUCCAGUUUCCCGGUAACAGCUACCAUCUGACCAGCAAGAACUGCAACCACUUCUCCAACUGCCUGGCACACCUCGUCUGUGGCCGCAAGAUUCCCGGCUGGGUGAACCGACUGGCCUACCUCAUUACCUGCGUGCCGUUCCUGGAGCGCUGUGUGGUCUCCCGGCCGUCGAAUUACCCCAACUACCGUCGUUUCCAUGAGUCCCAGCAGCGCUAAGUUCAGUUUAACGCCCG
Molecule: messenger RNA, 583 nt
Organism: Drosophila erecta
Lineage: Eukaryota; Metazoa; Arthropoda; Insecta; Diptera; Drosophilidae
Product: deubiquitinase DESI2
Exons: 1
Coding region: 3-566 (187 amino acids)
Biological process (GO): protein deubiquitination
Molecular function (GO): deubiquitinase activity
Source: RefSeq, a predicted model, not a curated record